GAUCACUCUCUGUUUACUUAAAUAUCAACUUCUGGCACGAAAGCAGUUGUUUUUGAAAGACGAUAAACUUUUUACAAUAACUCACAUUUACAACUCACUUCGAGUCCGAAACUUGCUCGAGGGUACGAUACCUUCGUGUGAUCCGGACCGUGAACUGGCUAGUUAUAUCAUGUCCGACAGUACAAAAAGUGGCAGGCAUGCUGUAUUUAAACAUAUUGCAUUAUAUUUUUUUUAACGAUGUGGAUUUACUUUCAUUACUCCCAGACCUCUCUAGAUGGACCAGAAAGAUGUCUGUCCAAGUGGAAGAUAUACAAAAUUCCAAGUCCAGGAGGAAAAGAAAAUUCUGCACUCCAACAAGAAGAGUGGAACCAUGUACUGUGAUAUCCGACUCAGAUGAUGAAGAGGUGGAAUCGUACACCUACAUCCUUGAUGAUGAGGAAGAAGAAGAGGUGGCCCCUCUGGCACAGCUCCAGAAUUCCAUGGAUGAUAUCACGGAUCAUUCCUCAGACGGAUAUACCAACGGUUCAUCAGAUCCAGGGGACGACCUAGUUCACACUGAAAACAACAACGUGGAAACCUUUAAAGUAAUCUCACAAGAAGCCUUCCCCAUCUCAAACAGCGGAUAUAUUGUUCCAACCAAUGGAAAUCUUCCUCCUGGCAUGCACUUGGUUUUUGUACCGGACAGUGCUAAGGAAGAGUUUAUCAAGAAAUCCACUCUUUGUUUUGACAGGUAUGAUCGAGGACUGUCCGUUGAUCCCAAACCUUAUGUAGUACAGCCAGUAUCCGGUUUAAACGGAUUUGUGGUGACCAAAUCUGAUCCUUUAAACAAAGUUCCCUUUAAUGGCCUGGGUGCUGAGAAUACAGGAAAACUAGAUGUUCACAUAGAUAAUGAUGAUGACACCUUAAUAAGAGUAAAUCCAGAGUAUUUCGACAAUCAAGGCAAACUCCACGCUGACAUUGCAGCUGCUCUCUCAGGCGUGUGCAAGGAUGACGAAUCAGUGGAAGAUGGUGAUGAAAGCGAGAAUGAAGGCUCGAAAAAGAUCAAGAAUAUGGUUAAAAAACACUGUAAGUUUGAGUGCAAUCGAUGUGAUAAGAGAUUUAAAAGACAGUUUGAUCUCAAUGCUCACAUGCGGACCCAUGAUGGACAGGAGCCGUACUCUUGCUCUGAAUGUGGCGACAAGUUCAAUUAUCUGCAUUUGUAUAGAAAGCACAUGAAUCAGCAUAACUCCGAAGAUAAAGGGACAGAGUGCGAAGAGUGCGGCCUGAAGAUUCGUUUCAAGAGCCACGUGAAAGUCCACAUGAGAACACACACUGGAGAAAAGCCAUACAAGUGUGGAGUUUGUGGAAGAGCUUUUGCUCAGAGCUGUAUAUUGACAACUCAUAUGAGAACACACACAGGUGAAAAGCCCUACACUUGUGAUGUAUGUGGUAAAGGUUUCGGUCAAGCAAGCACACUUAAGAUUCACAAGCGAACACACUCGGGAGAUAGGCCAUACAAGUGCACCAUGUGUGACAAAGCAUUCAACCAAAGCGGCCAUCUAAACCUACAUAUCAGGACACACACUGGGCAUAAACCAUUCAGGUGUGAAGUCUGCGGGAACAUGUUUAAUCAGCGAUGCCACCUUCGCCUUCACAUGAAGCGACACACCGGUGAACGGCCAUUCAAAUGCGACCAGUGUGGAAAAGUCUUCAUACAGAAUUGCGAACUCGUCAAUCAUAUGCUUACACAUUCAAAAGAAAAACAAACAUUUCAAUGCAUGGUUUGUGACAUGGUAUUUGACGAGAGAGAACCCUUCAAUGAACAUCUAAAGACUCACCCUAAGGUUUUAGAAGAAGUUAAACCGUUUGGGUGUAAUGUGUGUGGCAACGCCUACUCACAUCAAUCCGAUCUUUUUCUCCACAUGAAAAAUCACCAGGACACAACGAAGGCUUUUGAAUGUAAUAUUUGUGGUGAUGCAUUUGGCCAACAGUAUGAUCUGAGAGUCCACAUGAAGAAGCAUAAGAUAAAUACCCGCACUCCAUUUGAAUGCAGUGUUUGCGGCCAUGCUUUCUCCCAGUAUACUGACUUGCAGCAGCACUUUAAGACCAACCCAGAGCAUGAUGUCAAGUCAGAACCCCAAGAAAUCAGUUAAAAUUUGAAAACAGCAUAGAUUUCAUAUAGCUACUGUCAUGAUCUCAUGUACCUAAAUGUGUCAAAACGAAAUAUUUUGAAUAGGGAAAUGAGACAUUCCUCUCUCUCCAUCUUUAGAAAAAAGUGUUCAUUCUAGAUUAUUUGUGACACAAAUUAAGCAAAAUAAUCAAUAGAAUUGGUCCAAAUUCAAGGAAUCUUUAAAGAUUUAUAGAAAAAAGUGAAAUAAAAAU
This is a messenger RNA of Magallana angulata, 2361 nucleotides long. Its product is annotated as zinc finger protein ZFP2-like. The transcript has 3 exons. The record is from RefSeq and is a predicted model, not a curated record. The coding region runs from base 198 to 2132 and encodes 644 amino acids. NCBI's taxonomy places the organism in Eukaryota, Metazoa, Mollusca, Bivalvia, Ostreida, Ostreidae. Gene Ontology annotation, biological process: regulation of transcription by RNA polymerase II. Gene Ontology annotation, molecular function: DNA-binding transcription factor activity, RNA polymerase II-specific; RNA polymerase II cis-regulatory region sequence-specific DNA binding.